Messenger RNA from Ricinus communis (castor bean), 3527 nucleotides. Its product is annotated as probable LRR receptor-like serine/threonine-protein kinase At1g67720. Gene Ontology annotation, biological process: protein phosphorylation. The transcript is spliced from 15 exons. Gene Ontology annotation, molecular function: ATP binding; protein kinase activity; protein binding. The record is from RefSeq and is a predicted model, not a curated record. Lineage: Eukaryota; Viridiplantae; Streptophyta; Magnoliopsida; Malpighiales; Euphorbiaceae. Bases 496 to 3267 code for a protein of 923 amino acids.
CACACUUCAAAACAUACCCUACACUGCACAUUACACACAACACUGCCCUCCGUUUCCAUUUCCAUUUCCAAAGAAUCUAACCAUCCAUCAUUCUAUGAGAUGGACAGAUAGAGAGCGAUUGCCAAAAGACAAAAGAGAAAAAAAAAGAAAAUGGUUUUAAAGACUCCUUAUUCUGCCCAACUUUCUCUCUCUCCAAAUCAACUCGAAUCAAAACAGAGCAACAGACACUGAAGAAACCGCAGGAUGAAAACAAAAGUUCAUUUCUUUUUUUUUUUUUUUUUUUUGAGAUUUUCUUCUGCUUGGUUUAAGUUUUCUACAUGUUCCCUUUUUCUUUCUUGAUAUCUCACUUAUCAGUGGUCUCUGCUGGAUAUCUACUUUAUCCCUUCUCUCUACAGUACAGAGAGUGUGUAGUUUCCUUCUUUUUUAACCACCAUUUACUGUAUAUAUGCUCUCAUUCACCUGAAAAUACGGUUUCUUUCUUCACAGUUCAGAUAGAUGGAGACUAGGUUUCUCCUGUUCUUUCUCCUUCUUCUUAUGCUCUUUCACCCCUCUUCGGCUCAGAUGCCAGGUUUCGUGAGUUUGAACUGUGGGGGCAAAGAAAAUUUCACUGAUGAACUUGGGCUGGUGUGGACUUCUGAUGAUAGUCUAAUUUAUGGAGAACCAGCAACUAUAUCAGUUGCAAAUGAGACAAGGAAGCAAUACAAGACACUGAGACAUUUCCCUGCUGAUUCCAGGAAGUACUGUUAUACUUUGGAUGUCAUAAGUAGGACAAGGUAUCUUUUAAGGGCGACAUUCUUGUAUGGAAACUUUGACAACAAUAACGUUUACCCCAAGUUUGAUAUCUCUGUUGGUGCAACUCAUUGGUCCACGAUUGUAAUUUCUGAUGCUAAUACCAUAGAGUCUAUAGAGCUGAUAUUUCUGGCUUCAAGUCCUACCAUCAGUGUGUGCUUAUCCAAUGCUACAACAGGGCAGCCAUUCAUAUCUACACUUGAGCUCCGACAAUUUAAUGGUUCAGUUUAUUAUACAUCAUUCGAAAACCAAUUUUAUCUCAGUAUCUCUGCAAGAAUCAAUUUUGGUGCAGAUAGUGAAGCUCCAGUUAGGUAUCCUGAUGAUCCAUUUGAUAGAAUAUGGGAAUCUGACUCUGUGAAGAAAGCAAAUUACCUUGUUGAUGUUGCUGCCGGUACAGAGAAAAUUUCAACUAACAUGUCAAUAGAUGUCAGCAAUGAUGAAAGGCCUCCUGAGAAAGUGAUGCAGACUGCUGUAGUUGGUACAAAUGGAUCACUAACCUAUCGGUUAAACUUAGAUGGUUUUCCUGGUUUUGGUUGGGCUGUUACAUACUUUGCAGAAAUUGAAGAUUUGGCCCCUGAUGAGUCCAGGAAGUUCAGGCUAAUACUCCCUGGCUUCCCUGAUAUGAGCAAACCCAUUGUUAAUAUCCAAGAAAAUGCUCAAGGAAAAUACCGUCUGUAUCAACCAGGAUAUCCCAACAUAUCUCUCCCCUUUGUAUUGUCUUUUAGAUUUGGAAAGACUUCUGAUUCUUCAAGAGGGCCACUCUUGAAUGCUAUGGAGAUAAACAAGUAUCUAGAGAAAAAUGAUGGUUCAUUGGAUGGAGAAGUCAUUGCAAGUGUCAUUUCACUCUACACAUCCACAGAUUGGGCACAAGAAGGUGGUGACCCAUGUCUGCCAGUGCCAUGGUCUUGGUUGCAGUGCAACUCAGAUGCACGGCCAAGAAUAAUCAAAAUCUCCUUGUCUAGCAAGAAUUUGACAGGAAAUAUCCCUUCAGAUUUGCCAAAGUUGAAAGGUUUAGCUGAAUUAUGGCUUGAUGGAAAUUCGCUGACCGGUCCAAUACCUGAUUUUACUGGAUGUACAGACUUGGAGAUCAUCCAUCUCGAGAACAAUCAGUUGACGGGUGGGCUGCCUUCCUCUUUAAUGAACCUGCCAAAUCUAAGGGAACUGUAUGUGCAAAACAACUUAUUAUCUGGAACUGUGCCUUCAGGUCUUCUCGAUAAAAACCUAUUUUUGAACUACUCUGGAAACCUUCAUGUUCAUGAAGGAGGCAGAAGAGAAAAACACACCGGUAUUAUUAUUGGUUCAUCAGUUGGAGCAGCAGUUCUGCUAAUAGCCACAAUAGCAUCUUGCUUUUUCAUACGCAGAGGGAAAAAAAGUAAUCAUGAUUAUGAGCAUCACAGGGUUCCUCCACCGGUUCAAAGGCUAGUUUCUACCUUGAAUGAUAAUCCUGCAGAAGGAGCAUAUUGCUUCACCUUCUCUGAGAUUGAAGAUGCUACAAGAAAGUUGGAGAAAAAAAUAGGUUCUGGAGGUUUUGGAAUUGUAUACUAUGGGAAACUGAAAAAUGGAAAAGAAAUUGCAGUGAAAGUUCUGACCAAUAAUUCCUUCCAGGGAAAGCGAGAGUUUUCAAAUGAGGUGACUCUUCUUUCAAGGAUACAUCACAGAAACCUAGUACAGUUUCUUGGAUUUUGCCAAGAAGAUGGGAGAAGUAUGCUUGUUUAUGAGUACAUGCAUAAUGGAACUCUCAAGGAACAUCUUUAUGGCUCGCGAGGAAGAAGUAUUAAUUGGAUCAAGCGCCUUGAGAUUGCUGAAGAUGCUGCAAAAGGGAUUGAGUAUCUUCAUACAGGCUGUGUUCCAGCUAUUAUCCAUAGAGAUUUAAAGACAAGUAAUAUUCUUCUUGACAAACAUAUGAGAGCAAAAGUUUCAGAUUUUGGUCUUUCAAAACUUGCAUUAGAUGGAGCUUCGCACGUCUCAAGUGUGGUUCGGGGUACUGUAGGGUAUUUGGAUCCAGAGUAUUAUAUCUCUCAGCAGUUAACGGACAAGAGCGACGUUUAUAGUUUUGGUGUCAUUCUCCUUGAGCUGAUGUCUGGUAAAGAAGCUAUAUCGAAUGAAUUUGGGACUAAUUGCCGCAAUAUAGUUCAAUGGGCAAAGUUACACAUAGAGAGUGGGGAUAUUCAAGGAGUUAUUGAUUCGUCAUUAGAUGAUGAUGAGUAUGAUAUACAAUCAAUGUGGAAGAUAGCAGAGAAAGCUUUGAUGUGCGUCCAGCCGCACGGACACAUGAGGCCAUCAAUUUCAGAAGUUCUGAAGGAGAUCCAAGAUGCUAUUGCAAUUGAAAGGGAGUCUGUGGCAGUGAGAGAAGGUAACUCGGAUGACAUGUCAAGGAAUUCUGUUCAUUCUUCCCUCAACUUGGGUUCCUUGGAAUUGGGUGGAACUGAGAAUUACCUAUCACUCGACGAGUCGGUAGCACGCCCAACAGCUAGAUAGUUCAUUGUUUUAUCAAUCAUGCACAGGCACAUAAUUCCACUUCUUUUUACUUUUUUCUUCUUUUGCCUUUUAGUCAUAUUGUUUUUUCUAGGAAGGAAAAAAUGAAGAGAAUUGUAUGUCCAUUUUGAGUGUAAAUUUCUGCUAUGGUAAAGGAAAUGUUGUUUGAGCCAGAUACUUAUGUCACAUCAAGUUAUUUUGGAUGAUCAAACUCCCACAACAAUGUCACCUUGUUUGGUUCUAUAAAAAUCUCAGUUACAAGA